Anoplopoma fimbria (sablefish) is the source of this 750-nucleotide messenger RNA. It is a transcript of the gene dharma, whose product is annotated as dharma. Gene Ontology annotation, molecular function: RNA polymerase II cis-regulatory region sequence-specific DNA binding; DNA-binding transcription factor activity, RNA polymerase II-specific. Lineage: Eukaryota; Metazoa; Chordata; Actinopteri; Perciformes; Anoplopomatidae. Gene Ontology annotation, cellular component: nucleus. The transcript is spliced from 4 exons. Gene Ontology annotation, biological process: regulation of transcription by RNA polymerase II. The coding region runs from base 1 to 750 and encodes 249 amino acids. The record is from RefSeq and is a predicted model, not a curated record.
AUGGUGGGCUGGCUGCUGCUGGAGGCCCCGCUGGAGUCUGAGCUGGAGGACUUUAUGCUCAGAGGUCACAGCAGCAGCAGCAGCGACCUGGCACGUGUGAUCAUGGACAGAAGCAGAGUGUCGGACUUCAGCAUCGAGCGCAUCCUUUCCCCGCAGCUCGGACUCAAACCGCCGGGGAUGGAGUUUUCACCGGACGGACGUCUCCAGGGGAUCCCCGCCGGGUUCAGCCUGGACUCCGGGAACUUCAGGCCUCCUGCGCCGGUCCCGGUCCCGGUGCCGGUGCCAGGCUGUCUGCAGUACCGAGGGAUGAGCUAUGGAGAGGCGUUUUACCCCUACGGAACCGGUUUGCAUCAGACAGACUUCACGAGCAUUUAUCCAAACUCCGGAGUGUAUGUGCACUUCAGCAGCCAGGACUCUGCAGAUGCUCAGCAGUGGGCUGGUUACCGUGGUUACCAUCGGGUUGGGGUGUCCGCGCACCCGCAGCUGCGUCAGAAGGCCCGGAUGAGGACGGUGUUCACAGACGGUCAGACCAAGCGGCUCGAGUUGCUGUUCGAGCUCACCGACUACCCGGCGAUGGAAGCGCGCGCUGAGGUGGCGAGGAGCAGCGGGCUGAGCGAGGAGACAGUCAGGGUGUGGUUUAAGAACCGCAGAGCCAGGAGGAAGCGGCAGCGCGGCGGGUCAAAGGUCAAAUCUCCCUCUCCUUCCCCAAGCGCUGGAGCAGAGAAGAAGUUCUUCACCUCCUUCCUCUGA